Messenger RNA from Fonsecaea multimorphosa CBS 102226, 3561 nucleotides. RefSeq lists its product as uncharacterized. Gene Ontology annotation, cellular component: membrane. Gene Ontology annotation, molecular function: protein binding. The transcript has 3 exons. Bases 1 to 3561 code for a protein of 1186 amino acids. The record is from RefSeq and is a predicted model, not a curated record. Lineage: Eukaryota; Fungi; Ascomycota; Eurotiomycetes; Chaetothyriales; Herpotrichiellaceae.
AUGAGUGCUUCUGGCCAGCAUGGAAGAGCGGACGGCGAGUUGUUCCUCAAUCGCCCCAAUGACCAAGACUCCCCCACUAUCGUCGAGCCGUUGCGCAUUAAUAAAAGAACCUCAAGCGCCUCUUCAGGUGUGCCCUCCAUCGCUGGCAAGCAAAGUCCUGCUCCCCAGCAGCCUGCUCAGUCUACAACCGUUUACCCUAUGCCCUCCCUCCCAUACCCGGACGAGCAGGCUCGCCAGCAAGCACAAGCGUCGCGAUCCAAUGGCUCCCCGGCGACAUAUCCAUAUCCGGACGUGAGAAGAGUAACGUCUCCUGAACAAGGCGGGAGUGCAGGCAGUGGGACAAGGCAGCAGGCAAAGAGGACGACUUCAGGAGACGGGCGUCCGGGGCAAACACUUGCAGAACGUCGUGGAACGGCACCAAAGCCUUUACCAGAGUCUCCUGGCCCGGAUGCGCCAGAUAAAGAAGGACUGUUCCAGCGCCCCCCUCAGCGUAGGGACCCUCCGAACACAGCUCCCCUCCCAAGCCAGAAUCAGUAUUGGCCGCCGCCCGCCGACCCCUCGUCUGCUGCUGCAGAUGCUUUGAGCAGACUGAAGAUCAGGGAUCCUUCCUCGAUCAAUCGAAUAAGUUCCACGGCUUCGACAUCGACCACCAGAGCUCAGCGUGGAUCGCCUCCUCCGCCGGAGACGCCCAUUGUUGGCCCUGGCCCUGCUGCACGCCCGCAGACUGAUAUCGAAGCCCGAUACGCAGCCUCUGGCAUUGCGGGCACCGCAACCUUGACCAGCUUGCAAGCCCAAAGUCUAGCGGCCCAGCAGAGAGCCUCCCAAUAUAAUCCGCCACCUCAGCCCGCCCAGACACAGAGCAGCGCUCCCCCGAGGCGGCCUUGGACUCCCACCGAAGCGCCAGGUAGCUCACAACACCCUGCUCCCACAGUGUAUCAAGGCAUGGAAGAAGCACGUCCCUCGCCUCCACCUGCUGCCGCCGUAGCCGCACCUCGUGCAGCAGGUGUUCAAUCUCCAACUCGGGCACAGCAUCCUGUCGAAACCGAGAUAUCCAGAUUGCAGCCUCAUGAGGAGCCACCUCCGGCAUACUCUCAGGUUCCUGGUGGCAGGACAGUCGUUGGGAAUGAGAAACAAAGAAGAAGUAUGGUCGCUGCGGCCGCGGCGCCAGCGGCGACCCCAGGAGUCGCACCCGCCGCAGUUCCCCAACCGGCCAGUUUCAUGCCACAAACACAGGUUCCCAACCAAAUGGACCACCCGGCGUUUGCUAACGACCCUAGGCAGGCGGUCCAAAGUCCACAGAUGGCCCAUCCGACCAUGAACGGACAGAUACCACAGGCGCAGCCGGUCAUGCCCCAAACGCCAGCCCAAAUUCCUCCUGCCUCCCCACCACCGCUCCCAGAAGGUUGGAUAGCGCAUUUGGAUCCCAAUUCGGGACAAUACUAUUAUAUUCAUUUACCUACACAGUCGACUCAAUGGGAGUUCCCAAAAGGUCCGACGCCUCUCAAUCUGAACGAAACUCCGUUGUCGCCGGUGGCCAGUAUAUACCAGAACCCACUGGCUUCGCCUGGCUUAUCUUUCACUUCCAAACCGAUGGCGUCGCCGGGUCUUCCCAUGACUCCCGGAUAUGAUCAACAGAGUGUGAUGGGUUUGCCUGGCCCGGCAGCCUUCACCGGACCGCCACCUAGUGCCGGUGUGGAUCUGUAUAAGGUAGUGGCUACCAAUGGCGUGUACUUUGGCCCUUAUCUUCGCUACGUCAACAUGGACAUAGAGCGAGGAAUCUGGUAUGGGUCUAUAAUGCUGGUCACGGACGCCCCACAGCCACCAACGAUACAUAUCCAUCAGAGCGUUGACCUGUCUCCAAACCCGCGUCAGUUGAAGGCCAACAAUAUCUCGACUCAUCAGCGUUGGACAUUUUACAAGUACGACGUUGAUCUGCAAAUGGACGAUGCUGGAGCUGCAAAGUGGACAUAUGCCAUCACUUCCCACCUUGGUUGCACGAGAUAUGAGUUUUUGGUGGCUGGCAAACAUGAGACCAAUUGGCGCUUCGUUUGCACUUCUGCGAAUGACUUUUCCCUCAGCGUGAGCGCCAAUGAGCGCGCCAGAUUGGGCGGGGUGGGUUUCAUGUGGAAAGACAUCAUGCAGAAACACGCCGAAUGCGGCGGUUUCCAUUGCCAACUCGGCUUGGGCAGCCAGAUCAAUGCCGACAGGCUGUGGAAGGAGAUACCGUCGCUGAAACAGUGGCUUUCAACCAGCGGGAAAGAAAACCGGAAGAAUGCUGUCUGGACAGCAGCACACGAGGAGGACGUAACGCAUGCCUAUUUUCAUUACUACACGAGCCAUUUUGAUCAGCCAUAUUUGCGCGAAGCUUUUGCCCAGAUACCCCAUAUCUUGACGAUUGAUGAUCAUGACAUAUUUGACGGUUUUGGUUCUUACCCCGAAUACAUGCAAUUCAGCAACAUGUUCAAGAACAUUGGACGGAUCGGCAUUGAGAUGUACCUGCUGUUCCAGCAUCACACUACACUAGAACUUCUUCGCAACGUUUCCGACGACAGAGACCUGUUUACCAUUACUGGGACAGGAUGGCAUUUCGUCAAAUACCUCGGACCGGCGGUCGCCGUUGUCGGUCCCGACACCCGAAGCGAACGGACACUCCAUCAAGUCAUGGCAGGUCCAACCUACCAAGGGCUGUUUCCUAAGAUUGCUUUGCUCCCUCCAACCAUCCAGCAUUGUCUCCUGAUGAUCCCGGUGCCCUUGAUCUACCCCAGGCUUGAUGGCGCAGAAUCGAUAGCACAGACCAUGGCUACUGGAAAGAAAGCGGUGACGGGCGCCUAUAACGUGCUCGGCAAAGUGACCAGCUCUGUUGCAGGCGUGGUCGGAGCGAAAGGGGCUGUCGGGUCUGGGUUUGACUCGGUGAAACGGGCUGUAGGCAAGUCCGGGCUAAUGGGAGGUAUUUUAAGUCCCUUUGGCGACAUAGAUGUUCUCGACGAGCUGAAGGACCAGUGGACUCACGAUUCCAAGGACCUGGAGCGGACGUACUUCAUUCGGACACUCCAAGGAAUCUCGCAUCAGCGAUCGAUCCGCAUGACCUUUGUAUCGGGAGCAGUCCACACGUGUGGAGCAGGUCUCGUCCACGAUCCAUCGCACCCAUCGGAUCACAAGACCAUGUACCAGAUCAUUUCAUCGCCCGUGGUUAACACUCCGCCUCAUGGCUAUGUGUUGAAACUGCUCAACAACAACAAACCUCUCUACAUCCCCGCGAACGGACAGCGAUCAACACCAUCCGCGCCGACCGACACGAAAGAAGACAUGAUGGAGAUUUUCACGCACGACGUGACCGGACAGCCCAUCACCAACCGGAAACUGAUGGCGCGGAGAAACUACGUGGCGGUUGUCGUGUAUGACCCCGAAGUCGUCAAUGGUACCUUUGGCGCGACGGACAUGCACCGAGGAUCGGGCAAGUUGAGUCUGGCGGCCGACUUUUUGGUUCAAGGCGAAGGCGCAUACGGUAGUGUGGUCAAGUACGGGCCGGUGGUUGUACCGAGUCUGGAGUAUGGCCGGUGA